Messenger RNA from Caenorhabditis auriculariae, 2987 nucleotides. Lineage: Eukaryota; Metazoa; Nematoda; Chromadorea; Rhabditida; Rhabditidae. The record is from the annotation of a GenBank genome assembly.
AUGGGUGAAAGCGACUACAUCAAGGUUUCCGAACCGAACUACAUGGUUAUCUGUCUUCUUUUCGGCUGUCUGGCUGUUUCUGGGUACGGCUUCAAAGAUAAUAAAAAAGGGGAUAAAAAAGAGAUUCCGUUGUCUGAGAGGACAAUGGAAAUGAAAUUUUAUUUCGAAAGGUCUUCGUCAUUUGUAGCGUGUCUCAUGUCAUGGGAAAAAAGUCCGUUUCGAUCACGCAAUCCUUCCAAAAUUAUUGAGAAACACUACAAUUUUCAAUAGCGAUUUUGUACAGUAGACCUUAUAAAAAAAGUGCUGAAAAAUUUUUUUCAUUCUGCUCACAAAGGAAGAAAAAUUUUUUUAUAAGUUUUAAAACAGUUAAAAAGUUUAGACAAAAAAAUGAAACCUUCCAUCAUUAUUUUUUUAAUCAUUUAAGAGGUCACUCGAACGUCUCCUAGGGCUUUUUUGACUUGACAUCUAUUAUAGCACACUAUAAUUUCACUCAUUGUGAAGAUACAGGCAUUGUGAAAAAAAUCCACGGAAAGGCUCGUGACAAAAAACAUGGUCGCAUUUGGAAUGGCUUGAAGCCUGAGAGAUGAAAAACGUUUUUUUCAGCUACUCAGAUCAAGUAUUCUAUUCCACAUGCGACCGAGCAAGUCGAACGUAGAUAAUACUAACUUAAAUCUUAAGAAUUGCGACGAACGCCGUCUACUGUGGAAUCGUGCUAAUAAAGAAGACCCUGCAUGUCUCAUGUCACAUUCUAAUGAGCAACCUGGCCGUUUGCAACAUUCUUUACAUGAUUUUGCACGUUCCUUACUACGUCGACGCCCUCGUUCUCAAUAACGAACCUUUCUAUGGUAUCCAAAAAAAUAAGAGCACUAUUUAGUUCAAGCUGAAAACUUUCAGGACGCAUUCCCUGUAAGAUCCUCUUUAGUAGCGGCUAUUUUUCAAGCACGGGUGAGUAGAUUUUCAAGAAAAAUGAAAAAAAAUGAUUUCUAGGAAGUUUCUACUUCAUGACGGCCAUUUCUCUGAACCGAUGGGCGAAAAUAUACGGAAAUGUGACUUCUCCGAGGCUCCCGCUGAAAAUGAACGCGAUUGCCGUUUGGAUCAGUAAUCAUGUUAGUGAUGUCAUUGAAACUUUAUUGAUCUCGGAGAACUAUUAUUGAAAAAAAUAAACCAAAAUUGACUUUAUAUCAUUUUGGGCGCCAAAAAAAUCCAAAUAUGAAAAAUGUUUUGAUAUUAUUUUUAGGCGAGUUUCCUUCUUCCAACAAGCUAGAUCUUUUUUUUCUUUCUAAACAAAAAAAAAUCAAAAAAAGAUUCCAGACCCUGGUAAUGGUAGCGAUUUGUUGGACGAUGGCGAUCGCGAUUUCCACCCCUGCUGUCUUCAUUGCUCAUGUUAGCCAUUAUCCAAUGAAAUUCAAGAAUUUGUCAAGAUUCAGCUCGAUGUGGUCAACAUCAAAGGAGCUGGAGGAAUCGACAUUUUCAACUCCUCCCACUGCCGUGGCAUCAUUCUCAACAUCGUUCAACUGACUGUAAAUCUAAAAAAGAAUAUUUUUUUCAAAAAUUGUGACGUCUUAAGGUUCUCAUCUUCUUCCAAUAUUGCAUCCCGAUACUCGUCCUGGUCCCGGUCAAUCUUCACAUCUGCUACUUCCUGAGCAACCUAAAAGAUGUGACCAACACCACCAUGGCGAAGAAAAUCAAGGAGAACAACAAAAAACGUGGCAGGAUCAUCUCGUCUCUUCUGCUUCAUAUCAUUCUCCAAGUCUGAGAAUAUUUCCAAACUUCAAAUCUGGAUUGGUUCCGACUUCAGGUCUGCGCUUGGGUUCCUCUGUUCUUCGUGUCGAUCCUCCAAGAAAUCGCCAAGCAAACUUCGUUCAUGGCUCACACCCAGGCCAAAGUCUUCUGUCUCCUUGGGAUAAUUGUUGGAGGGCAGCUCAAGAAAAUCUUGAUUUUUUUGGUUCAGCUUACGCCGAUCAUAUUCUCCGCUGGUGAAGGACUGAAAGCUUCGAUGCUGAAAGACUUGGCUGUUAAAUGCUUCUGCUGGCUUAUUGGCCGUCGCGAGGAACCGCCUCAGCCGGAACCUUGUAAAAAUCAAGUAAAUGGUGAAAGACCAGAAUUUUUUAGCGGAAGCCGUCCUUCGUGCUCGCGAGAGCCGUCAUCGCCGUGAGGAAGAGCGACGAAUCCUUAUGGCGGCCCAAAACCAGGCUAACGAAGUCACUCCCUUAUUGAGCCAUCGUGUCAAUCUAAAUGAUAAACAGCUGUCCCACGUCUCCUACGAAACCAACACGCCUACCGAUGCUUCCACUCAAUCCCACACCAGCAGCGCUCUCGCCUCGUACCAGGUUUAGAAAUUGAAACUGUGUUGAUCAAAACUUGAAAUGCUUCAUAAGGAAGUCCAAUUAUUUAGAAAAUUUCUGGAAACAAGUUUGAAAAAAAUUCGGACAGUCUCAAACUGCUCUUGAAGAAUAGUCGCUUCAAAAGAAGCCAUUUUUGUCAUGGAGCAAAGGGCCAGAACUUUAGAACGUCUGCAUUAAAGGAAAAAAUUUCUGACUGAGAAAUAUUGCUCCAGUGCCAGGUCGAGUUGAUUUCAAAACUUCGAUUUUCAACCUUUCUUUUAAACGUGUAAUUUUGAAGCUGAGCGACUCUCAGUGAGCUCUUUCCCGAAUUUUCUCUCCUGGAUUUAAAAAAGCUUCCCACAAAAAAAUUAAGGAAGAAUCGAAAUCUCAUAAUGAAGCAAUUCUUUACCGUGAAAGUUUCAGACCGAAGUCACGGUUGACUUCCACGAAUGCCCAUUCGACCGGAUCGAGUUCAUGGACAAGGAGGAGACCAUCCCGAGAAAGGCCAAGGAUGUCAUCGUCACUGCUCAGCCGGACCGUGGCUUCACCUUCGUUCACGUCGAAGAGUGUGGACCUUCCACCAGCGGAUCCAUGGCUGUCUUCUGCCGACCUAACAGCGAUGAAAUCAGCAUCAUUUCGGAGAAUGAAGAAGUCAACUUCUAA